AUGGAGCACGUCCUCGUUAAAAGGCACAAGGAAGUGCCAGGAUGCGUAUGGCAGCCGGGCAUGGUCGGCCCGGGAUGCAGGCCUCCAUCGGCAGUCAAGAAAGCUGCCAUGGCCGGCAAGGAUAGCUACUACGAAAUGGAGAAAUACAGCCGCAUCACCACCUGGGUUUUACUCGCCCUCCUUGGCGUGGUUAUGCUUCGCCAUCUCGUCGCUUCGGUCCGCCACAGCACUCGCUCUCGCCUCUCGCUAGCACCGCUGUCCAUUCCUGGCUACUGCUCGUUGGCAGCGCUCUGCCGGGGCAUCGGAUAUUAUCGCCCAAAGAGGAUCUUUGCCCGCACUACGGUGCUUGCAGAGCUGGUUUCGGCCGACCGCUUCCCUUCGCUAGGCAACAUUAUCGCCAUGGCAGUACCGUCCCUCGGCUUCAUCUGCUGGUGCUUCGCCGUCAAGCCCUACUACCGCCCCGCCGCAGUGUGGGGUAGCACGCCGCUCGGUGUACGCGCCGGUAUGAUCGCCAAUGCAUUCUUCCCCUGGCUCUUUGCCUUCGGCCUCAAGUUCAACCCCUUGACUUUCCUGACCGGCAUCAGCCACGAAAAGCUGCAAUUCUUCCACCAGUGGUUGGCACGAUUGAUUCUCUUCUUCAGCAUCGUCCACACCGUGCCCUUUCUCUGGCAGCCCGUUCACGACGGAGGCUUCAGCAACCUCAAGGCAUGGUAUUACUACGACAAGAUCUGGUGGACUGGCACCGUCGCGCUCGCUAUGCUUGCCUGGCUCGUCGUGUCGUCCUUUGGUUACUUUCGUCGCAUGUCGUACGAAUUCUUCGUGCUUCAGCAUGUCAUCACCAUCAUCCUCUUCCUCGUCUUCUACUUUAUGCACACCCGCGACCUUCUGCAUUCGUGGGCGUGGCUUUGGCCCUCCAUCGGCGUUUGGGGUUUCCACGUGCUGCUCAAAUUCGCCAACUCGCUCCGGAUCAGCCGCUUCACGGGCGUACCGGCCACCGUCACCCUCGUCGACGAGGACGAAAGCCUCGUCAGGCUCGAGGUCUCUGCGCCUGUAAGCUGGUUGCCAGGCCAGCACUUCUUCCUUCGCUUCCCAACAAUCAACAGGUCGGCUCCCUACCAGACGCAUCCCUUUACCGUGGCCAACUUGGCUUCGCCUGACGUCAACAUGGACUCGCACCUCGUCUUCUACUUCAAGGCGCGUGACGGCCUGACCCGCAAGAUCUGGGAGCAUCUCAUGCGCCAACCGCCAGUCAAAGGCAAGGUUUCCACCGCGCUCACCGUCGGGCUCGAUGGGCCAUAUGGCUCGCCCUUCCAGCCUGCAGCGUACCAUGCGGACCUCAUGCUCGCAGGAGGCGUGGGUAUGACGUCGACGCUUCCGGCACUCAUGUCGCUGUGCCUUGCAACACGAUCAUCGCGCCAGGCGUUCACUUCCCGCGUCGCGGUCCACUGGGCCGUUCCGUCGAUGCGCCUCUACGAGGCUUUUGAGCCUGCGCUCCGGCCGAUGCUCGAGCACCUCAGAACAGUGGGCGUCGACGCCUCGCUGGACGUGUAUUGCCGAGCAGCCCUGUCAAAGGCCACAAGAGAAGGCACGUCGGAGGACCUCUCCACAUCCGCAUCGGCCAAGUCGUCAUCUUCGGCCCUGGCAUCGUUCGUGCGCAUCCAUACUGAUCGUGCCAACGUGCCGGGCAUCAUCGACAGCUUUGUCGACAGCAGCUCGUCGAACCGCGCGGUCGGUGUCGCCGUCUGUGGGCCUGCGUCGAUGUUGAGCGAGACCGCCAACACCGUGGCCCGCCUGCAAUGGUCGCACGUCAUGGCCUCGUCAAGCACAUUGCAGGAGCUCUAUCUCCACACAGAGGCCUUCGACUGGUGA
Messenger RNA from Moesziomyces antarcticus, 1869 nucleotides. RefSeq names its product ferric-chelate reductase. Gene Ontology annotation, molecular function: ferric-chelate reductase activity. Gene Ontology annotation, cellular component: plasma membrane. NCBI's taxonomy places the organism in Eukaryota, Fungi, Basidiomycota, Ustilaginomycetes, Ustilaginales, Ustilaginaceae. The transcript has a single exon. The record is from RefSeq and is a predicted model, not a curated record. Gene Ontology annotation, biological process: iron ion transport; copper ion import; intracellular iron ion homeostasis. The coding region runs from base 1 to 1869 and encodes 622 amino acids.